Messenger RNA from Zingiber officinale, 1881 nucleotides. Its product is annotated as protein EFFECTOR OF TRANSCRIPTION 2-like. Lineage: Eukaryota; Viridiplantae; Streptophyta; Magnoliopsida; Zingiberales; Zingiberaceae. The transcript is spliced from 3 exons. Gene Ontology annotation, molecular function: DNA binding. Bases 74 to 1528 code for a protein of 484 amino acids. The record is from RefSeq and is a predicted model, not a curated record. Gene Ontology annotation, biological process: regulation of DNA-templated transcription.
AACAGGAAGUACCCGAGGCCGCUGCUGGAUCCAUGGCAAACAAAAGAGGGGAGACGCCACGACGAUAUGGGAGAUGCCGGCGAUGAUUUUUCCCCCCAAGCUCAGAAGGGAGGAGUGCGACCGCACCAAGCACGACUCCAUCUUCUCCCCUUGGAAGGUUCUUAUUGGAUCAUCUGAUUGGAAUGAUUAUUCCUUGGGCAAAGAUGGGGUGACGAGAUACAGAACCCACAACCUUCCUGCUAAUUGUGCGUGUCCUGGACUUUAUGAACUAGGGAUUAUUGCAGCUUUUACCAAUGAAAUCCAUAAGACCAGGCAACAUGCUUUAAGUAAAGUUGUUGUUGUGUAUCUUGGCCAAGCUGAUAAUGUUCGAACAAGGCUGCAACAGUAUGGACGUGCAGGAUCUCAUUUGGAUCAUGGAUGUUCAGUUACUAGUUCAAGGAAAAUUGAAAUUCCUGAACUUAAAACAGGCCCUGGUUUAUUUAAAGAGAUCUUCUCAAUGGGCUUUUCCAUUGUGUUUAGAUGGGCUCCAGUGAGCGACAAAAAGGAAGCAAUGGAGAUGGAGAGGAGGCUACUUGAAGUCUUUGAUUAUGCAUGGAACACGAUUUGGAAUGGCACUUGUCGACGUGAAGACAUCUUAAAGUUAGACAAGGGGUUAUCCAAUUCAAAUGUUGGUUUCUGGAAGAGACUUUUAUCUAGUAAGAAAUUAGGGAUCAAGAUUGCUCCAGACUUGCCACUUCUUGAAGACGAAUCAGAAAAUAAGAGAGGUUUUCUCCCUCAAAUUCUCAAUCUUGUGAAAUCUUGGCUCCAGUCAGUUAAACACGAUGAUAAACUUCAUCAAGAUGAAGUAAUUUGUGGAGUUGCUAUUGGUUAUGGCUCUAUUUGUAAGAACAAGCCUGUUCCAGGAAGAAAAAGGUGUUCAAAUCAUAAAGGAAAGAGGAUUACUGGAAUCAGUCAUGUAACUAGCAGAGACAACAUAAUGGCAGAGGAUGAGUCAUCUGCAUCCAAUAAUAAACUUUCAAAUCCACUUGGAAGUGAAUUUGAGCCUGAAAUUAUUCAAGAAACAUGUCUCUUUGGUGAGGAAUAUGAUACUUGUGGCAUGAUAUGCAGAGAUGGAUCAAUUUGUCAGAACAUGCCUGUUCAAGGAAGAAAAAGAUGUGAACUGCACAAAGGGCAGACGAUCACUACCCAAAAGUUGUCCACUGGAAGAGCUGACCGGUCUGUGGAAGGAACACAUAUAUACAACCUGGAAUUUGCUAUUUGUGGAGUGGUCUCUGGUGAUGGAUUAGUUUGUAGGAGUAAACCGGCUCCAGGAAGAAAAAGGUGUGGAUUGCACAAAGGCCAGAGGAUCACUACACGGCUUAAGUCAUUGACUAGCACGGAACAUCCAUCCAAAUUUGGCGAUGAAGUGAACAUUUGCGGUGUGGAUAUUGGCAAUGAGCUUGUUUGCAAGAGGAAGCCUGUUGAAGGAAGGAAAAGGUGCGAGGAGCACAAAGGAAUGAGGAUAAAACCCUCGAAAAGCUCAACAUAAAUAUCAACAAUAUCUGAAGUUUGUGGUGUCAGUCUGCAUGAUGACGAAUUAGCCGGUGCCAGGAAGGAAGAGAUGUGCAUUGCACAAAGGUAGACAGACGGGUCUGCUAGUCAUCUAAAAUAAAAGGAAUUUGAUGUCUUUCUUCAAUAAUAAGUUAAUAACCUUGUGAAACCUAUGUUGUAUGAAUAAACGAUGUCAAGCCAACCAUCACUUGAAUUUGACUCUCAAGUUGAUUGCAACUCCAUUGUCAUCUUUCAGUUUGCUUGGUGCUUGUUUGAAGGACAUUUGUAAGCAACUGAAUAAACAAGGCUGUUGGACCAUAUUGUUUUAUUUAGUUAUUUUUUAAUAUUUAA